This is a messenger RNA of Aspergillus sclerotioniger CBS 115572, 3156 nucleotides long. RefSeq names its product putative cell wall proline rich protein. The coding region runs from base 336 to 3035 and encodes 899 amino acids. The transcript has a single exon. The record is from RefSeq and is a predicted model, not a curated record. Lineage: Eukaryota; Fungi; Ascomycota; Eurotiomycetes; Eurotiales; Aspergillaceae.
UCAAAAAGCCGACGUGGACUCUGCUGCUGCCCCGUUUCAGCCCGUUUUUGCAACCUUAUAUUCCGACUGUUAUUCUUCCGGCUCGUGUUUCUCGGAUCUCGGGACAUAGUCACUCUCGGUGCGACGUGUGGGACUUGGAUUCGGGGAUUCAAUGGUAUCAUUGCAAAACUGAAGGCCUCCAGACAACGCCGGGCUUUCCAAUCAUCGUAGGGAAGUCACAUAGGUCUGGAGGUCCCCGUGCGUCGUCUAGGUCACAUCAACUGUGCCCACUAUCCACCACGGGGUAAUCAGGUUGUUGUUGUUGAUUCAAGGUUGGUAUCGUUCAACAACCCGCUAUGGCUUCGAUAUCUCUACCUCCACAGCCUCAAGCGACUCCGGCAUUCUCUCCAUACCUAUCCGCCACUGAUCGGUCUCCUAGCGGUCACACCCGCCGCAAUCUGAGAAUGUCUGCUCCGCUUCCCAAUCCACCAUUUGUCUUUCCAGCCCGGGAUCCUGGCGAUGCGACGCCUCAGUCUUCGGAGACUCGUACUAGGACGGCUCUGCCGCUUCCGGCCUUCUCUUUCAACCCGGGCGCUCAACAUUCAGCGCAACCAUCGAUGCCGACUCUAUCCCCCAAUAGGCCUGCUGGACACCGCCGGCGAUGCAGUGAGCUGGUCGGUGGAGAACGUCCGAUUAUACCCCCGGGAACUAUAGAGGCCACUCGAAGCAAUGAUGAAACCCCAGCACCACCACCGACCAAACUUCCCGCUCCGGGGCCCGGCUUUGGUGCAGGUGGGCGCCGCCAUGCUCACCGGCGCUCUGCUGCCAUUUCCAGUGUGGAUCUUACGGCCAUUUCAAAUGCUUUGGACUUAAAACCUUCCAUUGGGAGCGCGCCGUGUUUUCCGGCAGACACAAUGCGUGAGCACCAUGCUUCUGAUGAGCCCCCUAGACCCGUCUCUCAAUCAGCAGCCGUUCUCACUCGGCAAUCUCCCCCAGUGUCGCCCCGGAUUGUAAUUGAGGAAGAUCACUCAGAGCCUGAAACUCCAAGCAAUGUCACCACGCCCGAACGUCACUCUACUGAAACUUUAACGAAUGACUCUGGAUUUGUGGCCACUUCACAACCUGAUGCUUCCGCUAGAAAUAGCGGCUAUACCUGUUUUUCUCCUUCGGCCGACAAAGCACCACCCAUGGCCGAGAAGUCAAAGCCUAGACCACGAACCGCGGAUGCGUCAUUCAUGCUGGACCCGAGCAGGACUUCCAAACCGGACGAUGACUCGCCCACGAAACGGCCAUUGUCUGCGGCAGGACAUUCCCGGAAUCGGAAAAGCCUGUCUUCAGGGAUUCUCGAUCACUUCGCGGGCUCAUCUAGACGUUCUUCUUCCUCUUCCAGCGGCUCAGAAAGCAGCUCUGGAACCUCGGUGAGCGAGGCCACUGAUUCACCAGAGUCUCCAUCUGGCAAGAAGAGGUCAAAAGCCAAGAAGCGGCAGAAGAAAGUGCGUUCUUGGGCGGGCGCCUUCUUGACAAGGGGCAAAGGUAAACGCCAUUCAAAGAAGGAUAGAACAGAAGCAAAGGGUGCUAUUCCCCCUCCUGUUUUGACCCGGACAAAUUCAGAUCUUGGCUCGGGUUUGGAUGUUGACUUUGAUGAUGACAAUAUCGUUGUACUAAGGACACCGACUAAUCCGGGUACUCCGGAGUCCAGUCGCCUACCCGCAGAGGGCACACCACCUAGCCUGGAAACCUCCUGGAAGCCGAGGAGCUUUUACGAACAGAGUGUUCAAAAUGAUGUUCUCAGCCCAGUGAUUGAUCUGGAUGCAGCUUUGGGCCCUUUCAAUACCCCUGAGAUGCGCUCCGGUCGUGUUGCAGAGAGCGGUUUCUCAGCCGCGACCAAGCGGAUGUACAGUGGAGGACGCCGAGGUGAAUUUAUUGGUCCAGAAAUGCGCUAUCAUCGACGUGCAGAGAGCGCUCCUGAAAUGCCUCCAUUUGAUCGCAGCUGCCUUGGGAAUAACCGGUUUGUCACCAGCUCAACCCUGGAGAAUCCGGACGUUCUAUAUGAAGAAGAGGAGGAUGCUUUUCUGGCAGCCACAGGCGGGUCCCACCCGGGACCUAUUGAGCGCCCGCCGCCACAGGUGACUACGUCCAGCACAGCUGAUGCGGAUAGCCAAUCGGAGGAUAGCAAGGAUAGCUCAGAGACCCUCACACACCAGUCGCUCGCUCGUGAAAUCAGCGAAGAUGGGUUACUUCACGCUGGUCUCGGCAUACAGAAAGACGAAUCGAACGAUGCACCGGAUGAUACCACACCCUGUCUGGGCCAAGAGAAGCGCAACUCUGCUGAGCAGCAGACCUCGCUCGCUCAGUUUCACAAUGCGACCAAUCCUUUCUCUGCCCCAAUGCAGAACCCGGCAGAGGUGGUUAAGCAAGACGAGUGGCAACACAGGCCUUCGAGUCCUGACUAUUCGCCUGGGUUCAUGCCUGCUGACCACGGAGCUGGCACGUCAUUGGAAAUGACCUCAAACAUCCCCCCGUUGUCUCUGCAAGGCAACAAUUCCCUUCCAAAUUCUUCUUUCCCAUCUCCUGACUUCACACUCUCGUCCGAUGUUCCUCGCUCGAUCACGACGUCGUCCACGAAUGACCGUAAUUUCUCAAAUCCCUCCUACAAUCCGUCGGUGGAUCUUCCUCAGGGAUCGGUUGAGGAUGUGCCUUCACUAACCAGCAGUGCGUCGACAACGACGAACACACUCGGCCGGAUCUCCGGCACCUUCUUUAGCCGUCCUCGGUUGUCCACCGAUCGCUCAGCAUCAUUUUCCGCGGCUGUCCGCCGUCGCACCAGCCAGGCCAACAGUUCUAAAAGGUCUAGUCUUGCGAGUCUCUCGAAGCUGAUGGUUGGACCACACGCCGAACGGAGCAAGCUCAGCUAUGAAGAGAAGCCACCAGAAGAUGAGCCUGAGCGAGCCAAGAAGAAGGGCCUUCGGAUUAGUCGUCUGAUGCACUUUUGGAGAACCAAAGACAAGGACAAAUCCUAUCAUGAGCCUGGUGUUCGGGACCAGCGGCCCUCCUGAGCCAAUGCUGCUGAGCCAAUGCUGCUGAGGACAUGGCCUCCCACUGUACAUACAAACCCUGAUUAUGAUUCUCUUCGAUAUGGUCUUUGCAAGAUCUUUUUUGAGCUUUUAUUUCUCAUUA